Messenger RNA from Cyclocybe aegerita, 1860 nucleotides. The record is from the annotation of a GenBank genome assembly. NCBI's taxonomy places the organism in Eukaryota, Fungi, Basidiomycota, Agaricomycetes, Agaricales, Hemipholiotaceae.
AUGGCCGCCGUCGUCGAGCACCCUACAUCUGCCUUCUCAGACCGCCAGGGCCCCAUCCAGCAACCCCCGCGCAUGUCCUCCCUCGAAAUCAUCGAUGUUGAGGAAUAUCUCCAGGAGGCACAAGCCAGUAAUGCCGGAAUCUCCUCUUCGCAACCAACUCGGCCAACUCCAAGACCCAUCUUGAGGAAUUCGGGAAGGCAGCAGGAGACGAUAUACAUCGAUAGUGACGACGACGAACCGGUCAUCACGUUCUCUCGAGUGCUUUCAGGUCAUGAGGCCAACGGGCAGCGGAGCCAUCGACGCCUGAUUUCGCCACCACCGCGUAGCUCAUCGGGCUCGGUGCCGCCUGUACCCCCAAUUCCGGGGCCCUUUGCCGGCCACACGGCCUUUCCACCAAUGAGACGCAACCCCCCAGCCUUUCCCCAACCUCCCGUUGUGGCCAACGAAUCCCUCGACAUCGAGUUUCUGUCCGACCUCCCGGUGGCGGGUCCAUCUGCGUUCACGAGCAGGGUUGUUCACAGGCGAGGAACAGGCGCCGGACCUCCAGGGCCCCCACCGCUCCCGGCUGCGCCAGCCUCGCAUCACACCCCCAGCAUGGGCCUCGGAGGCGCCCUCAUCAGCUCGAACAGCGCGCGUGCACGGCAAGAAGCCCAGGACGCCCGAAUCGCUGCUCGAAUUGCCAGGCAGCGGCAGGCUGGUCGUGCACCUGUCAUCCGCGGUUUACCAGCGCCACCGUAUCUAUUCCAUGAAGACGGUCGGGCGCAGGUCCGGUCGGUGUGGGGCUUGGGGCACUUUUCGUCGUUGGGCUGGCCUUUCUCUGGGCCGAGCUCUGGCAAGGAGAAGGAGAUGUACAAUCCGAGUUACACGCACCCCGGACAGCCUGAACCUGGGUUCACCUUUGACUUUUCGGUCUCGGAAGAAGAUGCCCCUCGACGGCCUGGUUUCCCCACAACCUCCAUUCACGCCCCAAUUGUCAUCGACGACUCGGACGACGAGCCCUCAUCAAGUGACAGACCUGUCGUCAUCGACGUCGACUCAGUGCCAGCAAAAACGACUGUUGCCACAACCACCUCCAUGGCCGGUUCCAAGACAGCUACGUCGGGCACAGGAGAGCUGUCAGCUCUCCUGGUCUGUGCACGUUGCUGCGACCCACUCAUACUCAACGCGGCCAUGGACCCCGAGGAGGGGUAUUACCGGCGCGUAUGGGCUCUCCGGUGCGGUCAUAUGAUCGACGAGAAGUGCCUGAACGAGAUCGGGCAGCCUCCUGAGGCUCGGUUGGUGCAGAUGGAGAUGGAGGAGAUGGUCAACGAGAAGGAGAAAGAGAAGGAAAAGGAGGAGGAGCAAGAGCCGAAGAUGGAGAAGAAGGGUAAAGGGAAGGCGAAGGCUAGAACGACAGCCAUGUCCAGCGAUACGGUGCCAGAGGUGAAGGAGGCGGAGGAUAAUAACAUUCGUGCUAGACUCCGGUCUCGCAACCCAACCGUGGGCGCUUCCUCUACCCCUCCUUCCUCUAUUACUGCCACCAUAGCCCCAUCUACUACUACUACGACAACGAUCUCCUCAACCGUCGCCAUGGCCUCCUCAACCGCCUCCUCCUCCUCUUCAUCCACCACCACCUCAAUCAACCACCCAGCCUCCAAACGUCGGCGCGUCGGCCCCAAGUCCCGGCGCCCCCCACACGUCGAGGACGAGUACGUCUGGACGUGCCCCGUGGCCUCGUGCGGACGGGUACACGCGAGCGUCAAGGUUGACGGCAUAUGGUGCCCCGAGAAGGAGGGUUUCGUUGGGCCCGAGGGCGCGAUGCGUGCGGUGCAGGAGGGACGGGAGAUCGUGCCGAGGGGGGUGAUUGCUGUUUUUGCUUAG